Molecule: messenger RNA, 2755 nt
Organism: Aaosphaeria arxii CBS 175.79
Lineage: Eukaryota; Fungi; Ascomycota; Dothideomycetes; Pleosporales
Product: cysteine proteinase
Exons: 1
Coding region: 264-2555 (763 amino acids)
Biological process (GO): protein deubiquitination
Cellular component (GO): cytosol; nucleus
Molecular function (GO): cysteine-type deubiquitinase activity; cysteine-type endopeptidase activity
Source: RefSeq, a predicted model, not a curated record
CUCACGUCUGUCCUCGCCACUGCGCGCACUUUCGGAUCGCGACGAUACGGUUAUAUUACCUGCGCCUGUCUAUCUCCAUGUCGUAUACAUUCCCAGGAGAUCUAUCCCGUUUGCUGUUUUUCGCUACGGCCUGUAUGCGCUGGCCAGAACGUUGAAAUAUCACGACCGCAUCGCUCUAUCCUAUAUCCACCCUCCCGAACAAAACAACCCUUCACAAUCGCCGCGAGACAAUCUACAGAAUUCACAUAGACCUGGCUGGAGUUAUGAGCGACCAAGACCUUUGGGACCGUUAUAACCGCCAGUCUAGUAGUCCAUGGACGAGUGAAUGGUUCACCGGAGACUUCUCCAAUAUAACAAUCGGGUCAUGCCUCGCUGGGCUUUUGACAGGCGCAUUCAUCAUUUUUAAAACACUAGAGAUACUUGGGUAUCCUGUCUGGUUGUGGCUACACUGGGCAAUGGCGGCGAUCUCAAAUACUUUCUCAAGUACUAGCAGUAACGGAACUGCUAGUGGCGAUACGCAAGACUCAAAUAUGCAGAACGGCAGCGCGAAAGUCUUCGGCAGUGUAUUUGGGCUGAGCAACGGACUUAUCGGAAAAGGUGUAAGAGGCGUCACCGGUGCGCUCUCUAAGAGCUACACCAGCGACGUGCCCGCGGGUUUGGGCAACUGGGAUAAUUCUUGUUAUCAGAACAGCGUGAUUCAAGGCAUGGCUUCGCUACCUUCUUUACGCGAAUACCUCCACAAGACAACAGCUCAGUACCGCAGCCUUGACAAGGAGACUACUAAUGGGGCGCUCUAUGAUAUGAUCAACAAUCUUAAUAACCCAGAGCAUCGAGGUCAACACUUUUGGAUCCGGGGGAAACUGAAAUCGAUGAAUACUUGGCAACAGCAAGACGCACAGGAAUAUUUCUCGAAAUUGUUGGAUGAGCUGGAUAAAGAGGUACAGAAAGCGACCACACAAAAACGAGAGACCAGCGCUUCGUGGGUGCUCAACGUGAAGAGGCUAGCUGGCCUAUCUUCAACAGCACAAAAGGACGACACAGAAGAGGAGGAUGAGGAAAACGAGGAGGGCGAGCCGGAGGAUGUUAAGGCUGAAGAGGAGGAUUCUGUACCGCCCAAGCCCCCACAGGUCACGCCCAAUCCCCUCGACGGCCUCCUUGCUCAACGUGUUGGGUGCAUAAACUGUGGAUAUACUGAAGGAUUGUCCAUGAUCCCGUUCAACUGCAUCACGGUUCCCCUAGGAAGUGGCAGAUCUCAUUAUUACGACGUCCGAGAGUGCCUAGACGAGUAUACCAAGCUAGAGUACAUCGAGGGCGUUGAAUGCGCCAAAUGUACCUUGCUCAAGGUGCACGACACCUUGACCAAAUUGGCACCAGUACCGGAUUCUCCCUUUGCAGAGCGUCUUCGCGCUGUGCAGGAAGCACUCGAUGAAGAAGAUUUCGAAGAUAAAACACUGAAGGCUUGUGGCAUCGCCAAAAAGAAUUGGAGUCAGACUACGAAGUCGCGCCAAGCUGUUAUUUCAAGGGCUCCAAAGGCUGUUGUACUCCAUGUGAAUCGAAGCAUAUUUGACGAGAUGACUGGAGCACAAUUGAAGAAUAGUGCCCCUGUGCAGUACCCACAAGUAUUGGAUCUCGGGCACUGGUGCUUGGGCAGUCAACUGCCCGAGUCACCAACCCCCAGUGAUGUCGCUGAAGAGCGAUGGCCAAAAGAUCCCAAUGUUUCCAUGCUCGGAGAACUAGCCGUUGAUCCUGAAACGAAAACUCUAUCACCUUUCCAGUACAAGUUGCGAGCAGUGGUCACCCAUUUCGGAAGCCACGGGAACGGCCACUACGUGUGUUUCCGUCAACACACAAGUUACAAGAACGAAGUCUCAACAGAUGGCGAAAUUCCAAUAGAGUCCUCGCCUGACGAGCAGUGGUGGCGGUUUAGUGACGAGAAUGUUUACAGAGUUUCAGAGGAUGCCGCCCUACACCAGGGUGGCGUCUUCAUGCUAUUCUAUGAACGCAUCGAUGUGGAGGUCAGCUCCUUACCGAGUCACAAAGAAGCAAAUUCGGCCCCUGUCAGCCUGCCCGAAGAAUCGACAGGGACAAGCAUUGCGCUAUCCAACGCAGAGGCAAUUGCAUCGAGCAUAGAAACGGCCGCAGAAGUUGAAGAACCCGAAGGUAUAUCUGAGAAUCACCCACUCUCUCCACCGGCGUCACCAAAUCUUACGCCUAGUGAUUCACCGACCAAACUUACUAAGAUGGAUCGUUGUCUCGAGGAGAACAAUGGUGCUAGAAGUGCCUAUCUUACACCACCACCUGAAAGCGUGGCUUGUGACAGCGAAUUAGAUGCGGACACACCUAAAACUAUCGAUGAUGGGUCUACCAAAGUCCCAUCUAUACGAACGCCAACAGAUGAUGAGCAGACACGUGUAGAUAUGGUGACUGAAACUCGUGAAGAGGUGCUGUCAUCUGUUCAAACGCAAUCACCGAGCCCUCAAAAGAUGCGAACAGCCGGUAGCACAUCCAAUCGGACGAAUGAUAACAGAUCAAGCUUGCCCAUGGUUAGCGUAUGAAGAUGGACCGAGAUUACGGGAUGCAUCUAUACGGCGUUUAUUGUUUCUUACACGCAUGGAAUGGAGUAUCUCGUGAGCAUCCUAGGCGCCUUCUAUCGCCGACACGGAUAGCAUUUUUCUAUGCCAUUUUUAUUGCAGCAUAAUUUAGCAAAUACCUAGACUAACAAUUCAAUUACAAAUGCCACGUCCAUAUAUGUAAC